AGGCCAGGCACAGUCGUCGCUGGCACUCACACACGAGUGCCUUAGCUUCCUUAACUUCCUCACUUAUCAGAGGACCGACCUGAGAAUCACCAUGGUCUCCAAGACGGUCAUCGCCCUGUGGCUCCUGGCCGCCUCCUGUGUUGUCACCAUGGCCAGCCCCGCACCCAGUGGUGGAUAUGGUGGAGGAGGACAUGGUGGUGGGGGUGGUGGAUAUGGUGGAGGAGGACAUGGUGGUGGGGGUGGAUAUGGUGGUGGUGGAUAUGGUGGCGGUCGCCGCAGUGGAUAUGGCGGCGGUGGAUAUGGAGGCGGCGGUCGCGGCGGUGGAUAUGGAGGCGGCGGAUAUGGUGGUGGUGGAUAUGGAGGCGGCGGCCGCGGCGGUGGAUAUGGUGGCGGUGGUGGUGGUGGAUAUGGCGGUGGUGGAUAUGGCGGUGGUGGAUAUGGCGGCGGAGGCUAUGGUGGUGGUGGGUAUGGUGGUUACGGGAAGUAA
This is a messenger RNA of Homarus americanus (American lobster), 487 nucleotides long. RefSeq names its product acanthoscurrin-2-like. The transcript is spliced from 2 exons. Bases 92 to 487 code for a protein of 131 amino acids. The record is from RefSeq and is a predicted model, not a curated record. NCBI's taxonomy places the organism in Eukaryota, Metazoa, Arthropoda, Malacostraca, Decapoda, Nephropidae.